Messenger RNA from Drosophila rhopaloa, 1241 nucleotides. RefSeq lists its product as uncharacterized. Bases 90 to 908 code for a protein of 272 amino acids. The transcript has 2 exons. NCBI's taxonomy places the organism in Eukaryota, Metazoa, Arthropoda, Insecta, Diptera, Drosophilidae. The record is from RefSeq and is a predicted model, not a curated record.
AUUAAUCCAACUCGUCCUCACAACAAAGCGUGAAUCAGACCGCAUUCAUUGAUUCUACGAGUGAACGGGUAUAAAUAUUUGAGUUUGCCAUGAAUACUGCGUGCUGCAAGUGCGGGGCUUCUCCAAACAGCCUUCCCUACUGCCUCGGAGGAGCUGCAUAUGAGUUCCAUUGCUUUUGCUGCAACAAGCCGCCGCCGAUGAAGUGCAUUCAGUGCGGAGCCCCCGGAAACAUUGAAUUACACAUGAAGCACGAAAAUUGCGUCGUAGGAAAACGCCACACCUUUAUCUUCUCGGAGCAGUGGCCACCGUUUCCGCCCACUGGUGCAGAGGCGACCCACACCCCGCCGCCUGAUCUCCAGGAGUCCGAUGGGCACGACUUGGUGAUAAUGAGUCCCAGGACUCUUGUGGAGCAGCCUCAUCAAGAUGAUGAACCCGAGGAUGUGAUCGAUGUGGAGGAUCUUACGCAAAGGGAUGUGGAAUUCGAAGAGGAGCAUGUCGAUAGAAAGCCUUUGAGGAAUCGUGAUGCGCGGUGGGUGACCGUUCAGGACAUCCGCUUGUGGCCGUACUGCCCGCGUUGCCGCAAACUGCGCACCACACGUACCGGCUGGAUCAAGCACGCCCAAAAAUGCGGCCAAGACCCUUCGUUAAAGAAGCCCAAGUUCUUCAUAUACACCCACACGAAGGGAUGGUGCGACUAUCUAGUCAGGGACUCGCAGUGGGAGAACCACAGCAAUCCGACUACCGGACAGUGCGUAACCUGCUCCGCAUCGCGGCGUCAGUCAAUUCCCCUGCCUUUUAUGCCGGAACCGCCCCCAAGACCAAACGAGUCGCACCUCGCCAAAAUGAGGCAGCGUUCCCGCCGCCUGCGGAAGCAGAAGAUCCGGGAGCGUUUGAGCAGCACUUUUUAGUUUGAAGGAAGGAAAUACCAGUGCUCCGCAAAAAAAGGUAUUAUUGUUAAACCCUGGCCCAAUGUGUUAUAAUUUUUGUACCGACGGCCCAUGUGUGUGACCGCUUAGUUUUUGGAGUUACCGAUAUCAAACAUUACCGAUUACUUUAUCUUUAUAAUGAACCGAAUUUAUCAAGUAAGCGGCCCGCUUAUAAUCCAUAUAUAUUAGGCAACAAUCGGACUAAGGUUCUUAGAUUGUCCGAAUUUUGCCUAAUAAGAAUUUCUGAUGUUUCUUUUUUUUAAUUUUAGUUAUUCUUUAUUUCUUUUAUAUACAAAAAAAAAUGUAGACCCGAAA